This is a messenger RNA of Gossypium raimondii (Peruvian cotton), 1908 nucleotides long. Its product is annotated as UDP-glucuronate 4-epimerase 3. NCBI's taxonomy places the organism in Eukaryota, Viridiplantae, Streptophyta, Magnoliopsida, Malvales, Malvaceae. The transcript is spliced from 2 exons. The record is from RefSeq and is a predicted model, not a curated record. The coding region runs from base 329 to 1642 and encodes 437 amino acids.
UCCUAGAGUUGUUUUCUUCUUCUUUUUUUCCCUUCUUUUUAAAACAAAAUCAAAUCUUGAUCUCCCCCAUUGAAAGAGCUCCUUCUGUGUAUCUAAACCAACAGAGAAACCAACCCAUCAUUUCAAGAUUCUCAUUUUCAUCUUCAAAAUGAGAAAGAGGUAGCCAAUGUCACUGCAACUCCAUUAACACGGAUAAUAUAAACAACUACUUCCCUUUCCCACCGACAAAAAAAGAUUUAGUCUCUCUGGAGUCGCCACCCCUAAACCCUGAAAACACAGAGGACAAAGGUUUUCCAGAUUCUGGGUUUCUUCCCAAAUAACCUCACCAAUGUCAAAGCAAAUGUCUCAUCUCGACAAUAUUCCAUCAACACCGGGGAAAUUCAAGAUGGACAAGUCACCGUACAUUCACAAUAGGUUGAGGUGGCAUUCCUCUCUUGCAAAGCUUACCUUUUGGUCUUUUAUGUUCUUGGGCCUCAUCUUGAUUUUCUUCUUUCGAUCUCCUUCCUCCAAUCCCCUUCCUCAAGAUCCUUCUCGCCGCUCUCUUCGUACCUACAACUGGGGUGGACCCGCUUGGGAGAAACGGGUGCGUUCAUCUUCCCGUAUCCGUUCCCGUAACGGCAUCUCCGUUUUGGUUACUGGAGCUGCCGGUUUUGUCGGCACCCACGUGUCGGCUGCUUUGAAAAGGCGUGGAGAUGGUGUUCUUGGACUUGAUAAUUUCAAUGACUAUUACGACCCUUCAUUGAAAAGAGCUAGGCAAGCGCUUCUGGAACGAAGUGGGGUUUUCAUUGUUGAAGGAGAUAUCAAUGAUUCGGCUCUUUUAAGGAAACUUUUCGAGGUUGUAGCAUUUACCCACGUUAUGCAUUUAGCUGCUCAAGCUGGCGUCAGGUAUGCUAUGGAAAAUCCUGGCUCUUAUGUGCAUAGCAAUAUUGCCGGUUUUGUUAAUUUACUUGAAGUUUGCAAGUCUGCUAAUCCACAGCCUGCAAUCGUGUGGGCUUCUUCCAGUUCCGUUUACGGUCUUAAUACCAAAGUCCCAUUUUCUGAGAGAGAUAGAACAGAUCAACCUGCUAGUUUAUAUGCUGCUACUAAGAAAGCUGGUGAAGAAAUCGCACAUACUUAUAAUCAUAUAUACGGUCUCUCUUUAACCGGUUUGAGGUUUUUCACCGUUUAUGGCCCCUGGGGAAGACCAGAUAUGGCUUAUUUCUUUUUCACUAGGGAUAUAUUGAAAGGCAAGUCAAUAUCAAUAUUCGAGGCAGCUAAUCAUGGCACGGUGGCCAGGGAUUUUACCUACAUAGAUGAUAUAGUGAAAGGGUGUUUAGCAGCACUGGAUACCGCCGAGAAGAGUACUGGCAGCGGAGGGAAGAAGAAGGGACCGGCUCAAUUGAGGGUAUUCAAUUUGGGGAACACAUCACCAGUUCCAGUUUCAGAUCUGGUGAGCAUAUUAGAGAGGCUUUUGAAGGUGAAUGCAAAGAGGAAUAUAAUGAAGUUGCCUCGGAAUGGGGAUGUUCAGUUCACACAUGCCAAUAUCAGCUUGGCACAAAGGGAGCUUGGGUAUAAGCCCUCAACAGAUUUGCAGACAGGUUUGAAGAAAUUUGUGAGGUGGUAUCUGAGUUACUAUUCUGGUGGGAAGAAAGCAGCUGGAUAAAUCAUUCUUGUGAAUGUUGUGCCAUAUAGGGAGGGAUAUCAUGUCCUACUUUGAAGAAGUUUUGAGAUCAGUGGACAUUGUUUGCUGGGCAGGCACACGCUGUAUCAAAAGAAAACCGGAACAAUUUUUCUUUUCCUUUUUUGUAAUUGCUGGUAUUUUUGGCAUUGUAUUAGAAUUCAUGACUGAUAGAGCAUAUGGUGAUUGGUGGACAUGUAUCAUUUGCUAUGCAAUUCCAAUAAAAUAGUACACGAUAAUAUGUUUUUCCA